UCUCUCUCUCUCUCUCUCUCUCUCUCUCUCCCAUCCGAACUCCGAGGGAUUCAAAUUAUAGCUCAAAUCGAUGGUUUUGUAGGGUUGAGUUUAGGGUUUACAAGGAUAAUCUUCACUGGAGAAAGAAUUGUGAGGUCUGCAGAGGGGCAAAGUGUGUGUUUACAGAUAAAAAGGGGAAACAAUGCGGCUGUUUCCGAUGAAUUCGUCGAAAGAGCUUAGAAAUGGAGGAAGUGAUCAUGCUUUAUUGUAUCUUAAUGUAUAUGAUCUUACCCCUGUUAAUAACUACCUCUAUUGGUUGGGCUUCGGAAUUUUCCAUACUGGUAUAGAAGUUUUCAGCAUGAAGCCUGUGUAUCGGUGUUUUGCGUUGACCCAAAACUCGCUGCAUGUAAGCUGCUUAGCCUCACGAAUAUAUGACAUGGAAUAUGCAUUUGGAGCCCAUGAGUACUCGACCAGUGGGGUGUUUGAGGUGGAACCGAAAAGUUGCCCGGGUUUUAUCUUCCGGCGGUCCAUUCCAUUGGGCAGCACUGACAUGUCUCCUACGGAAUUUCGAACAUUCAUGGAGCAUCUUUCUAAUAAAUAUCAUGGUGAUACUUAUCAUUUGAUUGCCAAAAACUGCAAUCAUUUUACUAACGAAGUAUGCAUGCGGUUGACCGGAAAACCAAUCCCUGGAUGGGUCAACCGUUUGGCUAAAGUCGGUUCUUACUGCAACUGUUUGCUACCAGAAAAUAUUGAAGUUGCAGCUGUUAGACAUCUACCUGAUCAUGCAACAUAUUCCGAUGGGGGGUCGAGUUCUGGCAGUUCAUCUUUAACAAUGGGGAGUGAAGAGGAGGAAGUAGAUCAUCAUCUAUUGACUGAACCGAACAGCGAUGUAGCGUUCUUGCAGGACCGGCCAAUGAGACUAGCGAAAGAUGCCCUUUAACUCUAAUUUUUGUUCUUCGUGUGUUCGCCUUUCGACAUUGGGUGGUAAUUCUUAUAGUUUAGUAUUGUAUAGAUUUUUCAAGAAAAUAGGUUUCUUGAUUCUUGAGUGCCUCUUUGUUUGCUACAAAUACAAUAUCUAUGUGUAUGAUCAAUCUGUAACACAUUUUGUGUCAUAUGAUUAAGAAAAGUUGCAAGGUUUGAGUGACAUCUUAUUCAAGAAAAGUGUUUGC
This is a messenger RNA of Cynara cardunculus var. scolymus (artichoke), 1148 nucleotides long. Its product is annotated as deSI-like protein At4g17486. Gene Ontology annotation, biological process: protein deubiquitination. Lineage: Eukaryota; Viridiplantae; Streptophyta; Magnoliopsida; Asterales; Asteraceae. The record is from RefSeq and is a predicted model, not a curated record. The coding region runs from base 182 to 919 and encodes 245 amino acids. The transcript is spliced from 6 exons. Gene Ontology annotation, molecular function: deubiquitinase activity.